AUGCCUCACCUUCUGCGCAACAUUCGCAGCAUCAUCUGCAUUUUCGAAAAGUAUGCCAAGGAUGAUGGGGACUGUAAUACCUUGAGCAAAGGAGAGCUGAAACAGUUGAUCCAAACAGAGUUUGCUGACGUCAUUGUGAAUCCGUAUGAUCCCAAGACGAUUGAGACGGUGCUCCAUCUGUUAGACACCGACUGUGACGGCAAAGUGGGUUUUGAAGAAUUUACAGUCCUGGUCUUCAAGGUGGUCAAAGCCUGUUAUAAAAAAGUCCAGGAAUGCCAGGGUCCAGCAGGUGGACCGUUCCAGCGAGAUAACCCCAACACUCAGCAGCGGGACAUCCCACCUCAACAAGUGUCCACCGGUGGACCAUCCAAGCGAGAUAUCACUAGCACUCAGCAGCGGGACAUCCCACCUCAACAAAUGUCCAGAGAUGGACCAUCCCAAAGAGAUACCUCCAGUACACAGCAGCGGGACAUCCCUCCUCAACAAGUGUCCAGAGAUGGACCAUCCAAGCGAGAUAUCACCAGUAAACAGCAGCGGGACAUCCCACCUCAACAAAUGUCCAGAGAUGGACCAUCCCAAAGAGAUACCUCCAGUACACAGCAGCGGGACAUCCCACCUCAACAAGUGUCCAGAGAUGGACCAUCCCAAAGAGUUACCUCCAGUACACAGCAGCGGGACAUCCCACCUCAACAAGUGUCCACCGGUGGACCAUCCAAGCGAGAUAUCACUAGCACUCAGCAGCGGGACAUCCCACCUCAACAAGUGUCCAGAGAUGGACCAUCCCAAAGAGUUACCUCCAGUACACAGCAGCGGGACAUCCCACCUCAACAAAUGUCCAGAGAUGGACCAUCCCAAAGAGAUACAUCCAGUACACAGCAGCGGGACAUCCCACCUCAACAAGUGUCCAGAGAUGGACCAUCCAAGCGAGAUAUCACCAGUACACAGCAACGGGACAUCCCACCUCAACAAAUGUCCAAAGAUGGACCAACCCAGAGAGAUACCUCCAGUACACAGCAGCAGGACAUCCCACCUCAACAAAUGUCCAGAGAUGGACCAUCCAUGCGAGAUAUCACUAGUACACAGCAACGGGACAUCCCACCUCAACAAAUGUCCAGAGAUGGACCAACCCAGGGAGAUACCUCCAGUACACAGCAGCGGGACAUCCCACCUCAACAACUGUUCAGAGAUGGACCAGCCCAAAGAGAUACCUACAGCACUGAACAGCGGGACAUCCCACCUCAACAAAUGUCCAGAGAUGGACCAGCCCAAAGAGAUACCUCCAGCACUCAGCAGCAGGACAUCCCACCUCAACAAAUGUCCAGAGAUGGACCAUCCAUGCGAGAUAUCACUAGCACACAGCAGCGGGACAUCCCACCUCAGCAACUGUUCAGAGAUGGACCAGCCCAAAGAGAUACCUCCAGCACUCAGCAGCGGGACAUCCCACCUCAACAAAUGUCCAGAGAUGGACCAUCCCAGCGAGAUAACAUCAGCACACAGCAGCAGGAGGCCCAAACCUCACAAGUGUUUCCUCGUCCUUGCCAGCAGCUUGUGCCCCCUAAGAAAAUUUUAGAUGCAGAGGAACUGACUCAGGAACAGGAGAGAGAGAGGACCAGAGUGGAGACCAGUUAUGACGAUCAGGAGCAGAACCCCUCAGCCCAGAUCAAGAAGCAAGUCAAGAUGUUCUUCAGAGUGUUCCCCAGCAAACAUCCCAACAACGUCCAGUGGAAGAGUGGAGCAGCACACGUCAGGAGGAAGGGACCUCCCACCUCAACAAGUGUCCACCGUGGACCAUCCAAGAGAGAUAUCACCAGUACACAGCAGCGGGACAUCCCACCUCAACAAAUGUCCAGAGAUGGACCAUCCCAAAGAGAUACAUCCAGUACACAGCAGCGGGACAUCCCACCGCAACAAGUGUCCAGAGAUGGACCAUCCAAGAGAGAUAUCACCAGUACACAGCAGCAGGACAUCCCACCUCAACAACUGUUCAGAGAUGGACCAGCCCAAAGAGAUACCUACAGUACACAGCAGCGGGACGUCCCACCUCAACAAAUGUCCAGAGAUGGACCAUCUCAGAGAGAUACCUCCAGUACACAGCAGCGGGACAUCCCACCUCAACAAAUGUCCAGAGAUGGACCAUCCAAGCGAGAUAUCACCAGUACACAGCAGCGGGACGUCCCACCUCAACAAAUGUCCAGAGAUGGACCAUCUCAGAGAGAUACCUCCAGUACACAGCAGCAGGACAUCCCACCUCAACAAAUGUCCAGAGAUGGACCAUCCCAAAGAGAUACAUCCAGUACACAGCAGCGGGACAUCCCACCUCAACAAGUGUCCAGAGAUGGACCAUCCAAGAGAGAUAUCACCAGUACACAGCAGCGGGACAUCCCACCUCAACAAAUGUCCAGAGAUGGACCAUCCAUGCGAGAUAUCACUAGCACACAGCAGCGGGACAUCCCACCUCAACAAAUGUCCAGAGAUGGACCAUCCAUGCGAGAUAUCACUAGCACACAGCAGCGGGACAUCCCACCUCAACAACUGUUCAGAGAUGGACCAGCCCAAAGAGAUACCUACAGUACACAGCAGCGGGACGUCCCACCUCAACAAAUGUCCAGAGAUGGACCAUCUCAGAGAGAUACCUCCAGCACUGAACAGCGGGACAUCCCACCUCAACAAAUGUCCAGAGAUGGACCAUCCAAAGAGAUACCUCCAGCACUCAGCAGCGGGACAUCCCACCUCAACAAAUGUCCAGAGAUGGACCAUCCAUGCGAGAUAUCACUAGCACACAGCAGCGGGACAUCCCACCUCAACAACUGUUCAGAGAUGGACCAGCCCAAAGAGAUACCUACAGCACUGAACAGCGGGACAUCCCACCUCAACAAAUGUCCAGAGAUGGACCAUCCAUGCGAAAUAUCACUAGCACACAGCAGCAGGAGGCCCAAACCUCACAAGCAUUUCCUCGUCCUUGCCAGCAGCUUGUGCCCCCUAAGAAAAUUUUAG
Molecule: messenger RNA, 2994 nt
Organism: Ahaetulla prasina
Lineage: Eukaryota; Metazoa; Chordata; Lepidosauria; Squamata; Colubridae
Product: TRIO and F-actin-binding protein-like
Exons: 3
Coding region: 1-2994 (997 amino acids)
Molecular function (GO): transition metal ion binding; calcium ion binding
Source: RefSeq, a predicted model, not a curated record